This is a messenger RNA of Branchiostoma belcheri (Belcher's lancelet), 3909 nucleotides long. RefSeq names its product meiosis inhibitor protein 1-like. The coding region runs from base 1 to 3909 and encodes 1302 amino acids. The record is from RefSeq and is a predicted model, not a curated record. Gene Ontology annotation, biological process: meiosis I. Lineage: Eukaryota; Metazoa; Chordata; Leptocardii; Amphioxiformes; Branchiostomatidae. The transcript is spliced from 5 exons.
AUGGAGGGACGGUACGGGUCACUUUUCACAGGCUCCCAUGACGAGCAUGACCCAGUUUGGCAGCUCCAGACCGGGCUCAGCUCUACAGUGUGCCUAGUGUGUGUUUUGGAAACCCUGGAGGACCCUCACGCACUCGUCAUCAAAAAGUGCGCCUUUCUCACGCAAGUCACAAACUUGCUGAAGACUCAGUACAGGGAAAGCCUGGCGGAGAUGCUGCUUAUGGACGACAAGAUCGCCGUAUCGCUGUUGACCACCGCGCUGCAGCUCCUGCCCUCGGAAAACGAGAACUUGUCCGCAACGGUGGUUGACACGGCAGCGCAGUUGUGCUGUCUGUUAAAAUCCGAGGAGAUCGCCUGCUUCGUUCUGGAGCACGUUUCCACGCAAAUUCUCCAACUCGCCAGUUUCCAGAGCAGUCUCCCCGGACUUGUGCUACUAGGGAGGCUUCUGAACGGGAUCCCUCCCCUGGCACUGAAGAUCUCUCACGACAUGACGUUUCUGGACUACCUGGUGACCGGUUUGGACUAUCCGGACAGAAAAAUCAAGUCGGCCAUACUGUUUCUCCUGGCUAAAGUUUGCGCGACCGUGAGUGACGUGGACCAUCCGGACUGGGUAGCCCUCGUGAGGGAGAUUUCUCCCGGUCUUUUGUCCAUUCUGGUGAAAGAAGAAGCCACAGAUGUGCUGACCAACGGCAUGGGGCUGUUGUUGACCGUUCUUGAUCACCCGGACAACGUCAGGGUGUUGGCUCGGGAAGUUGCAGUGCCUAAAUCUGAGCAAGAUGGAGGGAGAGCUACACUGUGCUCCGCUUUGCGAAAGAUGGUCAUGGCCCCAGAUGCAAACAUCCAGGUUGCUGGGGUGCGAGCGGUGUCCACCAUCCUCCAGCACGUUCUGGACGGCUGCCUGGAGUCAGACUAUGCCAAUCUCCUGCUGAACGGAGACAUCGCUGAAUUCCUGUUCGAAGCACUAGCGACCACGAGUGAACCGUUGCUGGACUCCAUAUUCCAGAGCCUUCUGAUGUUUGCUGACUUCGAGGCCUUCUUCAAGAAGGGGCACACCCUGUACGGGAUAGACUCCGUGGUGAGAGGCGUUCACCAGUCGCUGAAGUCUGCCGCCACCGGCGUGCAGUGCUCCGGCUUCCAGCUGCUGGCAAAAAUCCUGUCCAACCAGUCUUCCAACACCAGCCUUCUGAGCAGCACGGCGGGAUACCAGCAGUUUGUCCAACUGUUUGUCUCCGGGCUGCAGGCCUGCAAUGCCGACCUGGUUGUUUACGUGCUCCCGGCGCUGUCGGCAUUUCUGAGGAGGGACCACCAACCAUCACCCGUGCCGUAUACAGACCUACAGAACGUGUUAACCUUAGUGGUUUCUAACUUGAAAGCCUGGCCUGUGAUGCAGGAUUCUCUUGUGAGUGAUACAUCGGUCAAGACUAAAGCACAGUCCCAUAUGGUAGCGAACAGCUACAUGUCGAAAGUGCAAAACCUCCUCCAAGAGGGGCUUGGAGUGUUUCGCAGUGCCUGCAACCUUGCGGUGGCGUGUAAGGAAGACCCCCUUGCUGAUGAGUCGAUAUUUGCUGCUCCUGCUGGGUCCCAGUCCUCUGAUGGUAGCGGAAGGUCUUCCAGCACCAAGGUCGGCAGUUUUGUACAAUUCCUCUUCCAGCAAACCGACGAAGUUUUCAUCCCACUGGUCAUGCAGAACCUUCCGUACAUCACAGAUAGACGGGUCUUCGUGAACAUUUUCUCCAUCCUAAAUCUGCACUACCAGUUGAUGCCUGAUGCGAUGAGUGUCUUGUCUUGCAAGCUCGCAUCCUCCUGUUUCCUAAGGCUGUCCCUGGAAGUGAAGGCAAAGUUUUGCACGGGAGACUCGGGUGACAACCUGCAACAGGCUGUGAACCUCUUCGUCGGAAAACUUUUGUCGGUUCUGUCAAUGACUACAACAGAGAAAGAGAUGCCAUGUUCAUGUGUGGAAGAAGAGAAUUUCCUGGCCAAAGAACUACUCCCCAUACUUGCCCACAUCAACGGUGAACCACAGUCCCUGUUGAAACUGCUUACGGAGAAGUCAGAUCUUGAGAGCACAGAUAGGGAGUGUCUGGUUCACAAAGUGCACAAAGCGUGUCUGGCUAUCCUGUAUUAUUCCUAUCUAUACAGUGACAGGAUGGUUGAUGAACUGUCUCUUCACAAAGCUCUGUUAGUGUGCAUAGACCAGGAACCAUUGAGUCUGUUCCCGCUUUACACAAUGAAGCAUCUCGUCUUCCUGUUGGCAAUAUCUGCUCCAAUAUCUGACACAAGCUAUUUGGAUACAUGGUCGCUACCUUUGACACAGGCUUUGACGACAAUCAAAGAACCACUGAUGCUGUACACUCACCACCCAGAUCUAUUGGAAUGGUGCUUCAGGAGUUCAGAACUGGCGGGGGUGAUUGGUCCUGUGUUCUUGGAAGCCUGGCUUUGGAACAAGAGAUGCGCAGACAAAACAAUGUGUGAGACAGCCAUCUAUCAGACACAAGAAGCAGAGAACAGUGAGUUUCUGAGCAAACUGUUGUUAAGGAGUUCUGCUGCAAGCUCAUGUCUGAUGGACCUUAUUGUACAGGGAGGAGGGGAUAUGGCGACACAAGCUCUGGAUAUAUUACAAUCCAUUGUCUCCAACACAUCCGCUGAAAACCCUUGCUUUCAGACACUCUUGAACUACAAACUGCCUAACAUCUUACUCAAGCUGCUGGCAUCUUACAAGCACGAAUCAGACCACACUGUUGCUGUAGUCUUGCAACUUGUUUGCCGUGUCCACGCCUACGAGCAAAUGAGAGCCACCACGACUGACAAUCUGAAUCUGAAGCUUGUUCACCAAGUCGUCAGUACGAUCACGAAGUGUGCCGUCAGUGGCAGAGUGCUCCUGGCGAGUCUGAACUAUCUCACGGUGUUUCUUCUGGGAACGUCUGCGAGGAAGGACACUCGACUGUUGGCCAUACUGUUGUCGAACGAUGCCGUCCUUAUGCUCUUGCAAGACCUGCUGACUGGAACUAUGUUCAGUCAGGAAACAGUGUCAGAAGACCAGGCCGUGAGUUUGCAGAGCUGUGCCGCACAGUUACUCGGUGCUUUAGUGCAGCUUCAGGCCCAGUUCAAAGUGACUUGCGACUACACUGUGCUUGUGGAGACAGAUCUGUUGGUUGAGAUGCUGACCUGUGACAGAACACCGCUCCAGCUGUACUGUGCUGUGUGGUUCCUGGCCUCCAUGUUUGGUGUGUCCCUCCAGUCACCAGUAGUCAGGAUGGACCUGGGAGUCUCCUCACAUCAUAUCACUCUCAUCUUCUUAUUACUGCAGAACAUCAUGGUCUUGCAAGAGGAGCUCCUGUGCUGUGCAGUUGUCAACUGUAUGUCUGGGCUCCUCGCAUACAUCCAGCCCAGAGACCAGACCCUGCUGGACCAUCUGAUGAACCAGCCCUGGAACCAGCUACUGCUCCAAACUGUGACAAACAUGCACAACAACGACGACACCGUCGCACCAAGCCUGGUCGCUUUACUCACACUCUUCCUAGAGCACGGGAAACCAGGACCGGUCACCCAGAAACUGGUCGACAGAAUAGUCACUCAAGCAAUCCCUAAAGACUUCUCACAGUCGCAAGAAGGAACAAACUCUUGUCUUCUUUAUGGAAAAUUAAUUUCCGCCAUUGAUAAAAGCACCGGUAUGGACAUACCGUCCACACAUAGAGCUUUGGUUAAGGAAUUUGUAGAGAAGUUUUUGAAGGAGCCGACUGUUGGUCAUCGGGAGAUGUCAGUUGGAUUUGUAGAGGUGCAGGAUGUGAUGUUGUGUACUAGUACUUGGAUUAGUGACACAUUCCAGCGGAGGCCCGGCACGGCAGAGUUGUCUGUGAUGUUACAAGAAGAUAACCGUUCCACAGGAAAGGGGUCAAGUGAAGAGUGUUAG